AUGCCGCCGCCGCGGCUUGAGUCCGCGAUCCUCGCCGCCGCCUGCUGGUUCAGCAAUCCCCUCUCCGAUCUCAAGAGGCUCGGCGUUCUUGCCUCGCACUGCACACCAACCGUUCGACGCAAUGCCGCGGAGGGGUUCUUGCCUUCGGUGGGCUUGUCUCCACCGUUUCGCCAGGUUGUUGUUCAGAGUGGAAACCUUCUUGGGUCACCAAGGUUCUGCCACGCCACUGCCGUCAUGUCAGAUCAUCUCACGGACGCCUACGCCAGCGAAGUACUGGAGGUUCUCAAGUCCACCAAUAAUGCUGACAACGCUGAUCUCAGCGAUGCUCUUCGUCGGUUCGCGGUCCACAUGGAUGAGGAUGUUAUCCUCACGGUCCUCCAGAAGCAGCGGUCCAACUGGCAGGUCUCCCUGGCGUUCUUCAACUGGGCGGCAACCCUUCCGGGGUAUGCCCACGGGUCGAGGGCCUACACUGAGAUGCUGGACAUUCUUGGGCGGAUGAAGAAGGUCAGGCACAUGAGGCAGCUGUUUGACGAGAUUCCUGAGGAGCGGCGUGUGGUGGUUGUGACGAAUAAGAUGUUCGCCGUGCUGUUGAACCGGUACGCGGGUGCGCACAAGGUGCACGAGGCGAUAGAGGUGUUCUACCUGAGGAAGGAUUACGGGUUUGAGCUCGACUUGGUCGGGUUCCAGAUACUCCUGAUGUCGCUGUGCCGGUAUAAGCAUGUCGAGGAGGCGGAGGCACUGUUCCGUGAGAAGAAAGAUGAGUUCCCACAUGUCACAAAGAGCUGGAACAUUAUACUAAACGGUUGGUGUGUCAAGGGAAGCUGGAGAGACGCUCUAAGGAUUUGGAAUGAUAUCAUUGCAUCCAAGGUUGAACGAGACCUGUUCACAUAUGGUACAUUCAUAAACGCACUGGCCAAAAAUGGCAGAAUUAGUGCCGCGGUGAAGCUGUUCAAAAGUAUGUGGGAGAAAGGGAUUAAUCCUGAUGUCGCGAUUUGCAAUUGUAUCAUUGACCAGCUGUGCUUCAAGAAACGAAUUCCAGAAGCACUUGAGAUUUUUGGUGAGAUGAAUGACCGGCUUUGUCAAGCCGAUGUGGCUACCUACAACACUUUGAUAAAAUACUUAUGUAAGAUAAAAAGGAUGGAAAAAGUUUAUGAACUUUUGGAUGAAAUGGAAGCAAAGGGCUGCUCUCCAAACAAUAGGACAUUCUCCUACAUUCUGAAGACAACUGAAAAACCUAAAGAUGUCAUUGCUUUGAUGCAGAGGAUGGAGCAAAUCGGCUGUAAAUUGGAUUCUGAUACAUAUAACUUAAUAUUAAACCUUUAUAUCAACUGGAAAUAUGAGAAGGGGGUGCAACAGGUAUGGGAUGAGAUGGAGAGGAGUGGGUCAGGCCCAGAUCAACGGUCAUUUACUAUAAUGGUUCAUGGUCUUCAUUCCCAAGGCAAGAUCGAUGAAGCUCUGCAGUACUACACAACAAUGAAGUCUAGAGGUAUGAUUCCAGAACCUAGGACCAAGAUACUAGUGAAAGCUAUGCAUAUGAAGAAAGAUGGGGCUGCCACUGAAGAUGACUCAACAAGUAUGGCAGGGAAGCAUCUAAAAUUGGAUCCUCAAUCAAGACUAUUCAAUGUUCAUAGAUAG
Messenger RNA from Miscanthus lutarioriparius, 1635 nucleotides. NCBI's taxonomy places the organism in Eukaryota, Viridiplantae, Streptophyta, Magnoliopsida, Poales, Poaceae. The record is from the annotation of a GenBank genome assembly.